This is a messenger RNA of Pollicipes pollicipes, 5039 nucleotides long. RefSeq names its product late secretory pathway protein AVL9 homolog. The record is from RefSeq and is a predicted model, not a curated record. The coding region runs from base 2594 to 4837 and encodes 747 amino acids. Gene Ontology annotation, cellular component: cytoplasm. Lineage: Eukaryota; Metazoa; Arthropoda; Thecostraca; Pollicipedomorpha; Pollicipedidae. The transcript is spliced from 11 exons.
UUAGGGCAGGUUUGCAGGCAUGAAUUGCCAGAUUAUAUGCUUGAAAAUGUAGAUGCGACGGUACUUCUAGCCAUAUUCCUCGUAGAUUAACCAGGAAAAUGGGAGAUAGAUAAAUCGGCACUUCUGCUGCGUGCGUUUGUCGGAACAAAAUCAGUGCUGAUAUUCGUAUUCGUACUUAUCGGUAUUGAUGUGUGUUUUGGCAAGGGAAUGUUACCAAAGUGUUAAUGUGUUUUGCUCCAUUCUCCCAUUUGCUCUACCAGUAGUAAGGAUUUAGGACUGUCAUGUUUACAUACAUAAUGUUUCUUGCAAAUGUAUUUAACAAUUCACUUAAGCCUGAAAAUUUUUGGUUAAGAGCAGGUAGACUCUGCUAACUUUUUACAAAUGUGUGGCACCUGCUAGAUAUGAUAUAUGCAAUGCAUACUUCACAUCAUAUGUGGAUAUAUAUGACAUGAAGUAUGCAUUAUUGCUUGUAUGCAUGUGUCUAUUUUAUAGAAAAGCAAAACAUAGAUGUCUGAUGGCCCGUUUCUAUGGUGACCAAAGAGGUUUCCCAAACUGCAUCCAGAAUGCAAUUUGUGAUGCUGUUGUAUGCUAGACUGAGGAUAAUUAAUGGUUGGGUCCACCCCCAAUGUUUUGUAUGUAAUAAGUACUGGAUGGUUCCACCCCCUUUGUUGUCCAUACAACAGGCCUUGGAUGGGCCCACCCUUAUCAUGGUCUAUGCAAUGGACUUUUGAUGUGCCCACUCUCAUUGUAGGCCAUUUGAUAGACUUUUGACGGGCUAGCCCUUACUAUUUUUGUAUGAUGGACCUUUGAUCAGUUUACUCUCACUGUUGUCCAUGUGAUAAACUUUCAAUGGGUCUGUCAUCAGUGUAGUCCAUGUGAUGCAACUUUGAUGGGUCCACUCUCACUGUUUUCUAUCUGAUGGACCUUUGAUGAGUCCACCCCAUCAUAGUCCAUGUGAUGGCCCUUUCAUAGGCCCACCCUCACUGUUUUCCAUGUGAUAAACCUUUGCUGGGUCCACCCUCAUUGUUGUCCAAGUGAUGGACAUGUGAUGGGUCUACCCUCACUUUUGUCCAUGUGAUGAACCUUUGAUGGGUCCAUCUUUGCUGUUGUCCAUGUGAUUGGCCUCUGAUGGGUCCAACCUCAUCAUUGUCCAUGUGAUGGGCCUCUGAUGGAGCUACCCUUACUGUUACCUAUCUAUCAAUGUGAUAGACAUUUGAUGGGUCCACACUCAUUGUAGGUCAUGUGGUGGACCUUUGAUCAGUUCAUCUUUUUGUUGGGUCCAAUGUUUUCAAGAAAUUAGGCCUAUCAAAACAUUGAGGAAAUAAAGAUGACUAGAGCUGCAAAAAUCCCAGUCUAAUAUGCCAUGCAUUUCUAACAAUAGCCAUGUAUAAAAUUGGUGUUAUCAGAAGCCACUAUGGCUUAUUAUCUUUGUCAUCUAAUUUUUUGUGACAGGUAGCAUUUGCCAUUGCUUUAUAAUGCUUUAAAAUAGAGCAAAGGACUAAAUCAAGUGAGUGAACCCCCUAAGUAUACCAAAUCCUUAUGAGUUUGCCAUACCAGUGAUGCUUUAAAAUAAAGCAAAGGACAAAAUCAAGUGAAUGAACCCCUUAACUAUACCAAAUCCUGAUAAGCUUACUAUACCAGAAGGGAAUCAAUGACUUAAAACUGAUAAGCCAGCCCAGGUAAGGAUACUUUGCUCAGCUGAAUGUGGUGUUAGUGAUUCAUCUUGAACCACGUUCCCAAAACAUGGAUGGUGUGUAUCUGAGGACACUUUGUUAUCAACUUUUUUGUAAUGUGUUUUGCAUAUCUUUGAUUUGAUUGAUUAAUAUGCUUGCUUUAGCCCCUGCCAAAAUGGGGUGUAAUAAAACCAGAAAUCUAUUCAGUUCACUCUGUUCAAAUGAUGACUAACUGCAGAAUGUAGACCUUCUGUGGCUGUUGUUCUAUUUGUGUAAUUGUAAUAUAAGGAAACUAUGUAUACACAUGGUGUUGCUUUUGGGAUGAACUUUGUGCAUGCCUAGGAGUAGCAUGUCCAGUUUGCAGUGAGAGUGGCAUUUUGGUUUGUGUGAUGUGCCAGCCUAGGUAAAGGUUUUCCCAGGAUAGGUCACCCAGUUUCCAAAGUGGUCCUUUGCUUACCUGGAUGUGUAAAGGUCUUGCAGUCAUCUGUCACAACACAUUGGUUAUAGCCAUGUGUGAGUGGGGAGCAUGGGUUCCAAUGGUGGUAUGAAGCAGGAGCAAUUAAGUGCAUUGUGCAACAUUGUAGUGCUCACAAAUAGCUGCUGCUGUUAGUACACCUCAAAGCCACAGCACUGUAUCAUUAGCACCAGCUGGUGUCACACAUACAUUUGCUACAUUGUUACACUAAUUUAGUGACACAACUAGUGCCACUUUUCAUGCUUUUUACGUAUCAAGGUGAUGAGAGCACUGUCUUUCCAAUGCAUGCAUGAUAAUUGUUUCUUGUUCUAUACCUGUUCUACCUGUCCAACAAAGCAACAGUAAUUGAUUUUAUGUGUUAUGAAUAUGAUAUGAAGCAUUGUGUUUUCAGUGUCUGCAUAAUGAGGAUUUCUUAACCUGGACCUGCCAAAAAGAGGUCAUUAAAAUGGAAGAUACCCAAGAUGUCAUUCUACACAUUAUUGUGGUGGGUUUUCACCACAAAAAGGGAUAUCAGGUGGAGUUCAGUCACCCGCAGUGGCCAACCGGGGACGAAUGCCCGCCUCAGUGGAGCCAUCUGCCGAGCAUCGCCAUGCCUGACGGCUCACACAAUUAUCACCAGGAGACCGUGUACUUUCAUCUGCCACCGAUAGAGGGCAGCGACACCGUCUAUGGUGUGUCCUGCUACCGUCAGAUAGACGCUGACCGAGUUUUGAACCGAACGGAAGAUAUCACGCGGAAGUCGGUGCAGAAGUCUGUCGUUGCCCUAAGUCGGCUGCCGCUGUAUGGACAGAUACAGGUAAAGCUGGAGCUGAUCACCACUGCCUACUUCGAGACAGGAGACUUCAGUAAUGUGAAGGUGCUGAAGGAUGCCUACAGCAACCUCAACCAUUGUCUGUCGGCAUCAAUGCUUGGCACUCCGCAGGUGUUGGUGGGCCUCAGCGUGCGUGACCUGGUGCUGCUCUUCCGACACAAGCUGCUGGUGCUGUUCAAGCUACUGCUGCUGGAGCGGCGCGUGCUGGUCAUGCACUCGCCGGUGAGCGAGCUGUGCGCCGGCGUGCUGGCGCUGGUCUCGCUGCUGCCCGAGAUGGUGCCGCACCCUGGCGCGUUCUCGGACGGUGCGGUGGCGGCGCUGUCGGCACCGGCUGCCGCCGUCCGCCACAGUCCGGCCGCUGGCGCUCCUGGUGAACCCCCAGAUGCCGCUCAGGGCGCGCCGCCAGCUGAGGCCGGCUCCCCCAAACCGGGCUCAGAGUCUGCCGACGCAGAAGAGGACGUAGUGACGGGCAACAGCACCUUCUACCGGUCCGGCGACAGCGGCGGCACGGCCAGGUCGACCGCGAACAGCACCUUCUACCGCUCCGCCAGCGAAGGCUCGGCGGCGCCCCAGGCGGAUCCGCCGUCGGACAACAGCGCCUUUCACAGGAGCACCAGUCACGACUGUUCGGCUACGCGCGCCGGCAGCAGCGUCCCACAAACGGCGCCGGACAUCGGUUCGACGAGCGGCGCCAUGGCCGGCAACAGCACGUUCUACCGGACGGCGGGCGGCGGCGGCAGCAGCGACUCAUGCUCGGCCUCGUCAGCCGAAGGCGACUCGGCGCGGCGCGAAGCGGACCAGCAGGCGGACCAGCAGAGCGCCUACGCGCGGCUGGACCGGCUGCUGGCCGCCGCUCAGCGGCUUGGCGACCGCCAGUGCGGCAUGCCUCUCCGCCGCUUCCGGAAGGGCCACCUGUGCCACCCGUACCUGUCCCUGUCGGACAUCCACCUGCUGACGGACACCGAGGUGCAGACGCUCCUGGCCGGCGCCACCAACGUGCUCUACAGCCACAAGCGACACCUAGUGGACGCCUAUGUCACGAUGGCGCCGUGCUCCGUGGAGCUGAGCGCGCCCCUACGCCGCCAACUAGCGCUGAGCACGGAGGACCUGCGCCUGGCCGACCUGCUGGUGCGGGCCGUCACCGAGCCGGCCGCCGCUGGGUCGUCGGCGUCGCCGCUGGAGCCGCGCGCCGUCGAGGCCGACGAGCUGGCGCCGCGCGGCUCUGACGCCUGGCUGCGGGCCGUGUUCCGACUCUACUUGUUCAUGAUGUUGCGCACCUCGCUGCUCCCCGAUGGCAGUGCUGAGCACGCGAUCUACAACAGCUGCUACAUCGCGGCGUUGAAGGAGACGCCGAGCUAUGUGCAGUGGGCAGACGGCCAGCACCUGGGCGUGCUGGAGGUCAAUCCGGGUCACCCGUGCUCCGGCCAGCUCAGCAUGGCUGACAUGCGCCUCAAGAUCUCACAAACAUUCCAGAGCUCGGAGCGCGGCCGCAAGGUGACUCAGGUGGCCGCCAUGACGGGACGCGUAGUAGGUGGCGCCCUCACCGUAGCGCGCGGCGCGCUCAGCAGCUGGUGGAGCUCGCUGGGCACGCCCGAGGAGGCGACGCCGCCCGCUGAGCCGGCCAUGGAGGCGACGCCCGCCGAGCCGGCCAUGGAGACCACGCCGUCCGCAGAGGCCGCAGCGGAGGCCGCCGGCCGGGCGGUGACGAGCACCACCCUGACCGACCAGGCGGGAGCGACGCCAGCCGAUCGGACGGGCGGACCGACAGCGGCCGGCGCGACGCGCCCCGCUGCCAGCGGAUCGAUCGAGGCUUCGGUGCACGGCAGGCAGGCAGCUUUCGCGCGGCCCGGCAGCCAGUCUCUGAACGUGGCGCCAUGAGCGGCGGCGGCGACGGACGCCUCGCUGCCGCGUGCGGCGCGAGCUCUGCGUCUCCCGGCGCACUACUUACGGCGGUGGCCGACGGGGCGGGGCGCCCGCGGUGUUGCGUCACAUUCCGCGAUCGGAGGGCACCGGUCAGGCCCCACAGCUCGGCGGCGCCGGCUCCCCAGCCAGCCAAGCGCGGUGCGUCCGGGCGGCGCCG